AUGGCUGCUGGACCCAAAGGAGACAACAUUUAUGAAUGGAGGUCAACUAUAUUGUGACUGCCAGGAUCUGUCUAUGAAGGAGGGGUGUUCUUUCUUGACAUUACCUUUUCACCAGACUAUCCGUUUAAACCUCCUAAGGUUACCUUCCGAACAAGAAUUUAUCACUGUAAUAUUAACAGCCAAGGAGUAAUCUGUAUGGACAUCUUAAAGGACAACUGGAGUCCAGCCCUUACCAUUUCUAAAGUUCUCCUCUCCAUCUGCUCACUUCUUACAGAUUGCAACCCUGCUGACCCUCUGGUAGGGAGCAUUGCCACGCAGUACAUGACCAACAGAGCGGAGCAUGACCGGAUGGCCAGACAGUGGACCAAACGGUACGCCACCUAG
Messenger RNA from Chrysochloris asiatica (Cape golden mole), 384 nucleotides. It is a transcript of the gene UBE2E2, whose product is annotated as ubiquitin-conjugating enzyme E2E 2. Gene Ontology annotation, molecular function: ubiquitin conjugating enzyme activity. The transcript is spliced from 4 exons. The record is from RefSeq and is a predicted model, not a curated record. Gene Ontology annotation, biological process: protein polyubiquitination. Lineage: Eukaryota; Metazoa; Chordata; Mammalia; Afrosoricida; Chrysochloridae. Gene Ontology annotation, cellular component: nucleus.